UGUACAUCCUGAUUUCAGGAGUACGAGAUUAACAUUGUCUGAUUGUGUGUUAGCAGAGGGAUUUCUUUCAAUUCUCUGACAUCUGGAUGGCUAUAGUUAGGCAAACUAUUUUGCCACUCCCUCAAAUUUAUCCCCAGAGACUUCAAAUUAGCAAAUGAUGAAAUCGUCUUCCAAGUUGUUCCCACCAAAGCCUCAUAUCUCCAUGGGGACGCAGACAGUUCAGCACUAGCAGUAGUAGCCCUGUGAAGCGCCUUUCGGAAGACGAUCUGGGUAUUUUGAUGCUGCCAUGCUGUAACUAGCAAUGUAACUUUAGAGGACGGUCGAUGUGAACCAAAUCUUCGAAACUGAAUGGAAGCCUAUUUCAACUUUGCACGACACAAUUUCCUUCCUUGGAAAAAAGUGAAAUAAGAUAGACAAGGUGAGCAAUUGCAGAUAGCUCGCCUUGCAGAUAGAAAAGGUGAACAUUUAUCAACCAACACCACUCACUCCCAGAAAAGAUGAGCCAACAAAUUCAAUCUAGUGGUUGUUGUGGUACCGGUGGUGGAUCCAGCGGUCGCUGCCAUAGACGAAGAGGCAGUGGAGGCUCCGGAUGCUGCUGUGCAUGUUGCUGCUGUAGAGGUGGAUCAAGACAUGUGAUGGUGGUAUCUGGAAGCCAAGGAUCAUCCUGUUGCGGUGGCAUCCAACAGAUCCCGAGCUCCGGCUGCUGUGGUGGAAGUUCUUCUGGUGUCGUCGUAAUACCAGCCGGCCAAUCUUCUGGAUGUUGCACUGGAGGAGGACUUGGGGGUGGGAUUUGCCAGCAGAAGAUUCCAAUGAUUGGAGGUGGCAGUGGUGGAGGAAUUUGUUGUGGAGGAGGCAGUGGUGGUGGAUCAGGGGGUCAGACCACUAUUGUAACCGGAGGUGGUAGUGGCGGUGGAUGUUGUGGAGGAUCAGGAGGAGUGAAGGUCAUUGGCGGUGGAAGCGGCAGUGGGUCCGGCUGGUGUGGAACUGGUGGUGGAUCAGGGGGGCAGACCACUGUUGUAACUGGAAGUGGCGGUGGAUGCUGCGGGGAAUCAGGAGGAGUGAAGGUCAUUGGUGGUGGAAGUGGCAGUGGGUCUGGCUGGUGUGGAACUGGUGGUGGAUCAGGGGGGCAGACCACUGUUGUAACUGGAAGUGGCGGUGGAUGCUGCGGGGGAUCAGGAGGAGUGAAGGUGAUUGGUGGCGGAAGUGGCAGUGGGUCCGGCUGGUGUGGAACUGGUGGUGGAUCAGGGGGUCAGACCACUGUUGUAGCCGGAGGUGAUAGUGGAUGUUGUGGAGGAUCAGGAGGAGUGAAGGUCAUUGGUGGUGGAAGUGGCAGUGGGUGUGGUGAUGGUGGAUCAGGGGGUGUGAAGGUUAUAGGCGGAGGAUCCUCUGGAGGUGGUGGAAGCUUUGGGGAUGUUAAAGUCAUCGGUGGAGGGUCUGGUGGAGCAUGUGGAACAGGAGGAGGAUCAGGUGCAAAAGCUGUUGUAGUUACUGGAGGAAGCAGCGGGGCGUCUGCUUGCUGCAGCACUGGGGGAAGCUCAGGCACGGUUGCAGUUGUAGGGACUGGUGGUAGUGGAGCUUCUGGUGGGAAAACCAUUGUUGUAUCAGGAGGAAGUGGUGGAUCUGAUUGUUGCAGUGGAGGAGGAUCUGGAGGGGCAUCCGUUGUCAUUGCGGGUGGUGGUGGUUCCUCCCAGACAAAAUGUCCCAUUGUUGUUCCACCCUGCAUCGGGCAAACAAAACAGGUUUGCCCACUGCCACCCCACAUAAAGUAAAAUAAAAUGCUCUUUUUGGCAGGAAGGAACCUUGGUGAGGGUAUCUCUUGUUCCUACGAUGUCUUGCUCAGCCAACGCACUUAUGGGGUGCUGUAUUUCGUGUUCUUCAUCGCCGUUUCAUUUUCGCCUUAUGUAUAUCAGAGCAUUUUAAAACAUGAGGGUUUGCGCGGCCCUUUGGUGGACGGGAAUUAAUGGCAACAUCUGCUGAAUACUUUGCUUGCAUCUCCAUUUUUAGGCAUCGGAGAAAAUAAAGCUUGUUCCAGAAUGAGCACA
This is a messenger RNA of Ahaetulla prasina, 2042 nucleotides long. RefSeq lists its product as uncharacterized. Bases 498 to 1769 code for a protein of 423 amino acids. Lineage: Eukaryota; Metazoa; Chordata; Lepidosauria; Squamata; Colubridae. The record is from RefSeq and is a predicted model, not a curated record. The transcript is spliced from 2 exons.